CAAAACACUGUCUAUUUAUACGUAACAUUUGACAUUCGUUUAACAUUGUCUGACAAUAAUAAAGAUUUAGAAAAACAAUAAGACGAGUUAGAUUAAUGUGUGGAUUAACAAUUAGAUAGAAGAGUAACAAGUAACAAGUGUUGUGAUGAGUGUGUAAAUAAUAUUUCAAGUGUUUUGUCUAUUUUAGUGAUCAGAAAAAUGCGUAGCAGAAGCGACUCAGGAGUCAGGCUGGAUUACUACCAGCGGGUGAUCCAGAAGGUGAUAAUGAACCACCAGAACCCGGUGACAGGUUUGUUUCCUUUGAGCGAAGACCUGGACCAUGCUUGGAUCCGGGACAACGUGUACUGCAUCCUAGCGGUCUGGGGGCUGUCAAUGGCUUACAAAAAGAUCGCAGAUGUUGAUGAAGACCGGGCGAAGACUUACGAGCUGGAGCAAAGCUGCGUGAAGCUGAUGCGAGGGCUUCUGAUGGCGAUGAUGCAGCAGAAGGACAAGGUGGAGAAGUUCAAGAUCACCCAGAAUCCUUUAGACGCGAUUCAUGCUAAGUAUUCUUCAACAACUGGUCAAGCUGUGGUGAGAGACAACGAGUGGGGACAUCUGCAGAUUGAUGCUGUGUCUUUGUAUCUGCUGAUCUUAGCUCAGAUGACAGCUUCAGGGUUGCAAAUCAUCUUCAACUUAGAUGAGGUCGCCUUCAUCCAGAACUUGGUUUUCUACAUAGAGUCCGCGUACUGCAUUCCAGAUUACGGAAUUUGGGAGCGCGGUGACAAGACCAACCACGGACUGCCUGAGCUAAACGCCAGCAGCAUCGGAAUGGCCAAAGCAGCCAUGGAAGCAAUGAACGAACUGGACCUGUUUGGCGCCAGAGGCGGACCUACAUCAGUGAUCCACGUUCUAGCGGACGAAGCGCAGAAGUGCCAAGCUGUUUUACAAUCAAUGCUUCCAAGAGAAUCCAAUUCUAAAGAACUGGACAGUGGAUUGCUCUGUAUCAUAAGCUACCCUGCGUUCGCCGUUGAUGAACCAAAUCUGAUCCAACUGACCCGGGACACUAUCACCAAGAAACUUCAAGGAAAAUACGGAUGCAAGAGGUUCCUCCGUGAUGGCUACCGCACGCCUAAGGAAGAUCCCAACAGGCUGUACUACGAACCUUGGGAAUUGAGGAUGUUUGAGAGUAUCGAGUGUGAGUGGCCUUUGUUCUACUGCUACCUCAUCUUAGAUUACUGUUUUCAAGGAAACAAUAGAGUGGUGACAGAUUAUAUGAAUUCUCUGGAGAAGAUUCUGGUCAAAAAAGAAGAUGGGAUAAAUUUGGUGCCAGAAUUGUACGCAGUAGCGCCUGAAAAUGUAGAAGCUGAAUACGCUGAACCUGGAAGCCAGCCAAGGCUACCUUUAGGACGCUGUCCCUUCAAGUGGGCCCAAUCCUUGUAUAUUCUGGGGAAGCUUCUGCAGGAAGGAUUUUUAGCUGUUGGAGAACUGGAUCCACUUAACAGAAGACUCUGCAGUGAAAAGAAGCCAGAUGUUGUUGUCCAGGUUGUGAUUCUUGCUGAAGAUGAUGAUGUUAGGGAGAAGAUUGCUCAGCAUGAUAUCCAUGUGCAAACUAUUGCCGAAGUGGCGCCUAUUGAGGUCCAGCCUGCUAAAGUUCUCAGCCAUUUGUACACUUAUUUAGGCCGCAAUAAGAAGCUGGGUCUUUCUGGAAGGAAGUCCAGGGACGUUGGGAUCCUCAGCACCAGCAAACUCUACUCACUCCAGGACAAGAUCUUCGCGUUUACACCUCAGUUAACCGAUAUGACACGUUUCUACAUCGCAUCAGACUACGAAUUAAUGAUCGAUAUAUUCAAAGGUGAAAUAAACUUCUUGAAGUCUAGCUGGCAAAAUAUGUUAGGUCGACCACUUGUUGUAAUGCCACUCAAGAAUAUCCAUUUAGAUCAUGGCAAAAUCCCGCUAGCAAUGAUCACUACGAUGAAGAAAUUGAAGAGUGGUUACAUCAACGGUACCCGAGUGUCAUUGGGUAAUCUCAAUGACUUCUUGACCACUUCUUGCAUCACCAAUCUAAGUUUCUUAGGCAGCGCUGAAGACGGAAGACCAGACAUACUAAAUCCGCAGGUUCAAAAGUACCUAGACGAGCACCUGAUGCGUGCCUUUCCUCACCGUUCAGGGCUUCUAGAUCGUCCCGCUGUGCGCAGUGGCAAAAACUUACGCCGGAAAAUGUCCUUCAAGGGAGCUAUUAAGAAAACCCGAUCAAUUGCUGUCGAACCCGGUUUUCCGCUCGUUUUGUUGGAACCUGAAAUUUUUGGAAUGGCAGGAGAAGAUCGUAGACCUUCUACCGUGAUGCCAGUUAGUCCUUUUAUUGAAGUCACGGAUACUGCUUCGACGUCUCUGCAAGCUGAUGCAGAAUCUAAGCCUGAGAAGAGGACGCCUUCACCAGAAAUGCCAGCUACUGGCGAUGUGCCCCCUAGGAAGCACAGAAUUCGCACUCUAACAGAAACUCAGUAUGCUGAUACCGAAGUUGAGGAACUUAUGGCGAUGUUGCGGGAAACUGAGAGCUUGGAAGAGCAAGGAGACAUUUUGCAGUAUUUGGUUGAUACCCAAGGGCUGCAGUUCAAUACAGGAAUGAUCGAAAACGGGCACCCUGUUUUGGUAAAAGAUCUUCUAAAAGGUGUCUAUGAGAAGGCUUGUCAGCAAAAAAUGUGGGGAAUUGUCCGACAUACAGCGGGGAUGUUAGGAAAGAGGGUAGAAGAUCUAGCCAAAGCUGUUACUGAUCUUCUGGUGCGUCAGAAGCAAGUUACAGUUGGAAUGCCACCGACAAAUGAACACACAAUUGUAGCACCUCUUCCAGAAAACGAGUUGCGUUCACUAAUCCACCAGGCCUACGGCGACGACGAGUCAACAGCAAUGUUGACCCAGGAACUCUUGGUCUACUUGGCGAUGUUCAUCCGAACGGAACCCCAGUUGUUCCACGAAAUGCUGAGACUUCGCGUGGGUUUGAUCAUCCAGGUGAUGGCGACUGAAUUAUCACGAACUCUAAUUUGCAACGGCGAAGAAGCUUCUGAGCACCUGCUCAAUCUCUCGCCUUUUGAGAUGAAGAACUUGCUCCACCAUAUUAUGAGCGGAAAGGAAUUCGCAAUUAGCAGCGUCGGUCGCGGAAAUUUCUCGAUAAUCUCCUACAAGUCGAACCGGGUGAGCAAGAAGUCACAGAUCGGAGGAUUCUUGAACGAUCAGACGGACGUCAAUGAAGCGGAGCCUGAUCGGCAAGGUCAGUGGUUAAGAAGAAGGCGCCUAGAUGGUGCCUUGAAUCGCGUGCCUAGAGAUUUUUACCCAAGAGUCUGGCAAGUGCUGGAGCGCUGCCAGGGGCUGGUUAUAGAAGGGAAAGUACUGCCUCAGCACCUCACCCAGGAGAUGACUUCUGGGGAGCUGAAGUUUGCUCUAGCGGUUGAGACUGUUCUUAAUACCAUUCCCCAGCCGGAGUACAGACAAUUGGUGGUAGAGGCGCUGAUGGUUCUCACGCUGGUUACGGAGUAUAAUGUGGUGGCUUCUUUGGGGGGGAUGAUUGUUGUUGAACAGUUGGUGCAUCAAGCUAACGCCAUCUUUCUUGAAGAUCAGAUGAAAGUCGAUGGAGACGCAACUUUAUGCUGUGCAAAGCCCAAAAACCAGCGAGAAACAACGCCAAUGGGAACUUUACUAUGCGGCGGCGCUGCUUACAUCUGCCAGCACUUCUACGACAGCGCUCCAAGCGGUAGUUUUGGAACAAUGACCUAUAUAACGCGUGCCAUAGCUUCUUAUUUGAACUUUCUGCCGAAGGAGGGUGACCUUGAGUGCAGUAUUUCUUGAUACUUAUUAAAAAUUGUUAUUGUAAUUGUUAUUAGUUAAAUAUAUAUUAAAAAAAAAAUCCAGUACCUUGAAAAA
Molecule: messenger RNA, 3894 nt
Organism: Cotesia glomerata
Lineage: Eukaryota; Metazoa; Arthropoda; Insecta; Hymenoptera; Braconidae
Product: probable phosphorylase b kinase regulatory subunit alpha
Exons: 12
Coding region: 199-3819 (1206 amino acids)
Biological process (GO): glycogen metabolic process
Cellular component (GO): phosphorylase kinase complex
Molecular function (GO): calmodulin binding
Source: RefSeq, a predicted model, not a curated record